AUGCAUUUCAAUGCUCAAAAUCAUACUGAAAAUUCUCUUUGUCUCAGAUUUUUGCGAGAUUCAACAAUUCACGGCCUCAAGUAUUUGUCGCAGAGAAAAAGACCACAUGUCGAAAGAAUAUGCUGGUUACUAACUCUGCUCACCUCUCUGGGCGCAUCCGCAUACUUGAUUUAUGGCAUCAUUGAAAAAUGGAAUGCCAGCCCAGUCAUUGUUUCAUUUCAGCCUUCUCAAACGUCCGUAAUGGACGUCCCAUUUCCUGCAGUAACCGUUUGCAGCUCAAAUCGUUUCAAGAAAUCCGCCGUCGAUAGAUUUCUUAGAGAUGUGAACUCAGAGGAUCCGGAAGAGUCGCAUAUAGCAAAAUCAGUCUUACGUCAACUGGACCACGUUUGCAGCUUAAGCAACACUUUCUCCACCUACUUCAACUACUCCCUCAACGAAACCACGGUCAACGCCUGCGAGAGACUUGGCAUCGGGUGUGGAAAUCACCCUGGCAUGCUUGCAUCAGAGAAUAUCCCGUAUCCAGUUUUACUUCAGUUUGCGUUGUCAUUUCAAUCAUGCGGGGAUAUGAUCCCAUUAUGUCUUUGGGAGGGCAAGAAGCUGAACAUGGGAUCAUGUGAAGAAAUUUUCAAACCCGUCAUUACUGAUAUGGGCUUCUGUUGCACAUUUAAUUCAGUGCCGAGGCAAUAUCUUUUGAGAAAUGAGUCAAUCUUUUUAAGUUCCGCGAUAAGUGAGGAGGAUGUCCGGUUUUGGGAAGCAUUCAAUCUGGACAACCUUCUGGAAACGGAUCACCACACGAAUAAAGGAUACCGAAAACAUGUAAAGUUUCAAAAGAAAGCCGGACAAACGUCGGGGCUUUCAUUUCUCGUAAACACAGAUGCGAAUGAAUACUUUUGCGCAAACCAUGACAGCUUUGGCUUCAGGGUGCACGCGCAUUCGCUGGUUGAGGUCUCACACGUCGCAGAGUUUGGAGUAGCAAUUGCUCCUAAUUCAGAAUUGUUCCUGAGUCUUCAAGCAGAAGUGACCAAGUCGGAGAAAGCAAUCCGAGAUAUGAACGUUGAGCGUCGGAAAUGUUACUACUCUGACGAACACCGACUGGAUUCGUUCACUUUUUACACAGCGUCAAAUUGUUUGGACCAAUGUCUAUCCGAAGAAAUUGCGAAAGGUUGCAAUUGUAUCCGGUUUGACCUCGCGUUGAAGUUUUCAUCAGUCGAGUUCGAAAAUGUGACUUACUGUGAGGGACCAGCAUUCAAAUGUGCAAAACUAGUGAUGGGAAAUGUGUCCAAAGUAGGAACGGAAAUAAUUUGCCCACAUUGUAAACCAACCUGCAACAAAAUUGAGUACAUUGCUCAGUUGUCGUCUCUGCGACUGAGGGAAGAUUUCACAAUACGCGUGGAGCUGGACGAGGAGGACGAAGGAAAUACUCCGGAUAACUUUGUUCGUCCGAAUGCAUCAAUUGUUCACGUAUUUUUUGGGUCGGAUAAUGUCUACUCGAGGGUUAGGAAAAAUAUGUACGAUUCCAACGACUUUUUCGCACACAUUGGGGGAAUUCUUGGUCUAUUUCUUGGCCUUUCUGUGAUCAGUGCCGUCGAACCGAUUAACCUUCUGUUUUGGAAGAUUGCUCAAAUAUUUUCCAAAAAGUCGAAAGUUAACCCACAAAAUCAAAGCCCUGAUACCACAUUGCGAAAUGACCGCUCAUUUUAUGCACCAUCCCCAAAAAAUUACUACGCCGAGAUGCCAAAUGCAAGUCAAGUUCCAUGGUUCAAAAACCAAUAUUCCAUCUUUGGACCAACAAUGCAUGGAAAUCGUUUGCAUCCGAAGGGGCAUGAUAGCAUUAUGAGCCGCCGGUAUUAA
Messenger RNA from Folsomia candida, 1851 nucleotides. RefSeq names its product pickpocket protein 28. The transcript has 11 exons. Gene Ontology annotation, cellular component: membrane. Lineage: Eukaryota; Metazoa; Arthropoda; Collembola; Entomobryomorpha; Isotomidae. The record is from RefSeq and is a predicted model, not a curated record. The coding region runs from base 1 to 1851 and encodes 616 amino acids. Gene Ontology annotation, biological process: sodium ion transmembrane transport. Gene Ontology annotation, molecular function: ligand-gated sodium channel activity.